This is a messenger RNA of Clunio marinus, 744 nucleotides long. NCBI's taxonomy places the organism in Eukaryota, Metazoa, Arthropoda, Insecta, Diptera, Chironomidae. The record is from the annotation of a GenBank genome assembly.
UCAAUGCAGUGAAGAAACAGCGUGUUGUAGUUCUAAUGAAAAAAUCUGCGUUGCAAAGAAAUAUGAAGAGUUAACAUUGUGGUUUAAUGUCAGAUAUGUCGGUUCAACUGGUUAUGAAUCAUUCAAAGUGCAGAACCAUACGGAAUGCGAGUGUGUUUAUAAAAAUCGACAAAGUACAAUGCAAAUGAGACAAGCAGAGACAGAGAAAAGGCUACGAACGUUGCCCUAUACAACAACAAGGAGACCUAAACCCUUAAAAUGUAAAUGUCCAACAUUUUUUGAUGUAGAAAUAACUGACGGAAUGUGUGGAUGUUUCUGUAAAGAUAAAAAAUUUGAAUGCCGCAAACGAUACGAAGGUCGGGAAGGUUUCACAUUAAGUGAUCAAAGAUGCAUCAUUCAUAAGAUUUGCGAGAAACCGCAUUGUUUGUAUCCACCUGGAUAUUCAACAGACAUUGGACGCUGCCCAGAUAGACAUGAGAAAAUUAGAAGAGGAUUUCUCAGAUCUAAAUGACUUAACAAAUAAUUUUAAAUAAAUGUUACUAUUAAGUACUUAGAUUUAAAGUUGCAAUGAUUUAAUUGGAAAGUUUUUCUUACCAUAAUUUGACUUAUCUUAGCUGUAAACAUCUUAGAGAUAUUUUCUGUGAUAUUAAUGUUCAUGUGAUAUUCGUUUAUGCCAAUAUUUUGAAGAAUAAAUUAUAAUUUUUCUUUCAAUGCGAGUACGAGGACUCAAGAAAAAAUCUCUGC